This is a messenger RNA of Setaria italica (foxtail millet), 624 nucleotides long. RefSeq lists its product as uncharacterized. NCBI's taxonomy places the organism in Eukaryota, Viridiplantae, Streptophyta, Magnoliopsida, Poales, Poaceae. The coding region runs from base 1 to 624 and encodes 207 amino acids. The record is from RefSeq and is a predicted model, not a curated record. The transcript has a single exon.
AUGAAGGAAUCCUCCUGCAAAAGCCUGCUCAUGGUAGCAUACUACCAAGAGGUGUGGAAGCUCGAGGAUAAAUUCCGGGGGAUUGAGCAGCAUCACAUCCUGCUAAAGGACAACCAUGCCAUCGACUCCUUGGCAAAAAUGGCUAUCGGGCAGGAACCAGUCCUGGAAGGCGUCUUUGUGAACGAUCUGCACGAGCUGUCCACCCGCAUCCGGGAAAAUCUGACCCAGGCGCAGGCUGGCCCCAGCCAACCGCUCGGAGGCUCUGGUACCACACCGUUGCCCAACCCUGACCAAGCGCUCGGGGGCUCCGAUCGGGAUGUGGCGGUAAUGGCGCUCGACCCAACCGACUGGAGGAGACCACUACUCGCUUACAUCCUCGACGAAGUCCUUUCCCCGGAAAUGAUUGAAGCGCGAUGGGUCGCCCAACAUGCCAAAACGUUCAUUGCCAUCGGCGAUGAACUCUACAAGCAAAGCCCGUCGAGAGUGCUCAUGAAGUGCAUCCUGACCGACCAGGGGAAGCACUUUCUCCUCGAAGUCCAUGCCGGAAUUGCGGACACCACGCUGCCCCACGAUCACUGGUCAGGAAGGCCUUUCGUCAUGGAUUCUACUAGUCCGCGGCACUAG